CUGGUGGCGGGGCUGUCCCAGAAACGAAACUUGGCGGCUCGGUGGGUAAACGGAACUUCUCUCUGCGGGAGAAGACGGAGCGGGAGCUGCUGGGUCAGCCCCUGCUGGGUCAGUCCCCAGGCCGGCGCUCAUCGCAGAGUUCGUGUCUGGGGAAGAUGGAGAGCUGCAGGUGCCACGGGGUUUCUGGGGAUGGCUCUCCCGGUCCUUGCAGCAGAUGUGGGGACCCAGCCUCAGGAAGAAGAGAGGUGGAGCUCGCUUCAGCCCCUGAAACAGGAGCAGAGCCUGGAGGAGAUGUGAUAGAAGAGGGAGGCGAUGGGCCUUCUGCCACUGAAACAAAGGAGGAGGAGGAGGAGGAGGAGGAAGAGGAGGAGGAGGAGGAAGAGGAGGGGGAGGGAGGAUUGCUGGUGGAGAAUGUAGGAGCUCUGAUCAAUACCUCAGAGUCCACAGCAGAAGGCAGAGCUGCUGGCCCUCCUUCCUCUUCUGGCACUGAGGAGAAAGCGUUGCUGCUGGAUGGUGUAACAUCUCCAAGUGUGAGCUCGGAGUCUGCACCUCAGAGCAUGGCUGGGGAUUCUUCUGAGAAGACACGGAAGAGGAAGAAGAAGAAGAAGAAGAAAUCAAAGCAGAGUCCUUCCAGCUCUGGGCAGAAGGACUCUUUGACUCCUCUAAACUCAGAACCAGCUGAGACCACAGAAUUGCCUGAUACAUGUGGUGUUCCACAAGAAAAAGAGUCCCCAGGCAGUGAAAUAUCCCAACUGGCUGCUGAUGUACUUGUAGGUGACAGUGGAGGCACAGAGGGAAGCAGUGGUGUGGUGUGUCCCGUGGGAAAGGAAACUGGACAUCUGGAAGUGGUUGCAGAAAGCAGUCAAAGCAGUGUAGAUGUGAUGGCCCCACCAAAACCAAGCAACAGGGGUGUUGUGGCUGCCCCAUCUCCAAGCUCUGCAGCCCCACAGGAGAAGGUGGGGAGUGGAAGAACCACAGAGUGUGGAGAAACAGUCAGCAGUAAUGUGGAGGGGGGCAGUGGUGCCCCUGGUGCUGGCCAACUCCCAGAAACCAGAGCAGAUUCCCAGUCCUCAGGUAACAGCACGAAACUGGCCUCACCAGGAGAGAGAGAGAGCAUUUCCUCUGGUUUGUCUCCUGGCAUGGGAGCACCUAAAAGUAAACCUGCAACUCCUUGUGCUGAAAAUGGAAGUGAAGACACAAAAAUUCCACCCUCCACCCCACAGACUGGGAAAGGUAAAGAAGACACCAGCCAGAAAGUGAAUGGUUCUGCUUCCAAGAAUGAAGAUGCAAAGGAGAAGACAGUGACCCCAAGUGAGAAAGUGCAGCAAGGAACUGAGAAGACAAGUAGGACCAAAGGACCUCAGGUUUCUGGAAAGAUUGGUGCUUCAGCUGUAACAGAGAGUGGCAAGAGCAAACACCAGCAAAGGAACCAGCAACCUGUGAAUAAGAUUAAAGAAAGUUCUAUGAGCCAAAGUGAUGAGGUUACAGUAUAUUUCCAUGCAGUAUUAUCCAAAGACUUCAAAGUAGACCCUGAAACCCAUAAAGUGUUCAUCAGGGCUGAAGGCAUUUCUUCCUCUGCAGGCAUGAAGGACAUUUGUGAGCUGACUUUCAGCAAGUAUUUAGGAGAACAUGGAUACCUCAUUGAAGGCACUGCAACUCUUGCUAAAGAACAUGUGAAUAAAUGCAUUCCUUACAAAUACUGGGUUGGCUCUGGUAAAGGGGACUAUGAAUUUAUUUACAAGCACCCAGCAGAAGGAACCAAAUAUGUGAAUCGUUGCUUAUUUAUAGAGAAAGAGCUGCUCAACAAUGGAGAAUGGCAUCAGUAUGAUGAUAUUGUAUGUGCAAAGCCUUCUGCUUGGAAAACCUUUUGGAACUCUUUCCAUCGGGAUAAAACCAAAGAUGUGGUGAUGGGGAAGAAAAUAGCUGCAAAUAUUAUGUUAGAAAACAUCUUCAGCAUUCUUGGAACCUGGUGUCCUGACAACCUGAGAAACUUUUUCUCCCAGCUGGAGCAGUUUCAUUUUGUUACAAGAAACCAAUAUGUGUAUGAGACUGAGGGAACAACAUGGACAGAGUUAAACUUUGGUGUGCCAGAGGUGAAUGAUCUGCUGCUAAGCUACUUGAGGAAAAUAGCUCGUCCUUUCCUUACACCAGAAGGUGCAAAAGCAUCACAGGAGGACGUAGUAAUAAAAAGUAAACUGGCUCUGGGAUUCACCAUUCUCACAGUAAUUCCCUAUUACUGUCUUCAGUCCUCCAAAAAUGAUCUGGCUGCCCUGUGCAACCUCUUGUGCUUGGAUGAGGUGCCACAGCAAUUUGUGCUCGAUGAAAUUCAUCAUCUCACAAAGGCUUUUGAAGCAGUUUUUGGUGUUUCCCACUUCGAGAUUCUGCUUAGAUACUUGUGCCAGAGAUGCAUUGAUGACCAGGUGGACCAGUGGCUGUGGAUUCUUCCUCUUCUGCAUUACUUCGCUCCAUCACACCGUGACCACUUGUCCAUGGAGGAAGAAACCUGGGCAGGUCUGGAGGGGCUUCCAUUUGCUGAAACAAGGAAGAGGCAAGAUCCGAGGGACCUGCUGCAAGUAAUAAAAGAAAAGAAACACUUGAUGGAAUUUGAUGCAACUCUGGUCAAGUCCUGGAUCUGUGUGCUGCCCCUGGAGAGCCUGGCUGAAUUUAUAAAAGACUUCCCCAGUGAUUUACCCGUUGUUCUUCAGGGUGUUUCUUACAGACUAGAGAAUGGCCUUCCAUCCUGUGUCCUUGAGGUAGUAGAGAAUCUUCUAAAGACAUUGCUGUGUACCUUGGAUGAGCAGCAGGCCAGAGUUCUGGAAACUCAUUCUUUGCAGUCCUGCUUGACCUGCUGCCUCAAGCUGUACGAGAGGGUCUGCAAAUAUGUGGAGAGGGUGAAGUGGAACAUGAUUCCUGCCACUUCUGCCAGGAUGAUUUCUAAGCUUGCCAGACUUCAGCCCACAGCAGUCCCAGGAGAUGCUGUGCAGGAAGUUCCAGAGGUAGAUGUAUUUAAUCACGUGCUGAGACACACUCGAACCUGGUUCAGAAAUGCUUUAAGCAAGAAGUUACUGAAAAAAGACUACAAUUAUGUGGGCUUCUCUUUUCCUGGGGAACUUCAGGCCUGGGAUAACUUUGUGAAGAUCAGCUUUCCAGAUGAACAGUUCACUGAGAAGUGGAAGAAUACUUUACUUACAGAUCUGAAGAGAAGAAUCCAGGAGGAGUCUCCAGUUAACCAAGUGUUGAUCUAUUGCUGUCAGCACAACCGACUUGCAGAACUUGACUCUUCCAUUGAGUGGUGUUUCUGCACUUGUGCCACAGAGGCUGCAACUGUGGCUUGCCAGAUUGAUAACAAUAUCCUGGAGAAGAUACCUCUCAACAGCAUGGGCCAAUUCAGCACACUUGUGUCAUCUAUUAUUGUGAAGUCGUGGCCAGUCAAGGAUGAGCAGUCCAGGGGGAAUUUUGAUACGAUUUUGCAUCACGUGCUUACCUGGCCUGACAUCAAAUGUGUCUUCACCUUAAGUGGAAUUAACAAAAAGCUUAUAGACAAAUUUACAGAUGAAGCAAAGAAAGUAAUGGCAGCAGCAGACUGGGUGUUUAUGAGUGUCAGCAGUGACAUCCAGAAAGGGUGCAUCCUUGUGAAACAUCUGGAAGAGAUUUUCCAGCAUAAGCAGCAGUUCACCUGUAUCUGGGAGACAAAGCACCAGAGCUUUUCUGGACUCAGAGAACUGAAAGAAUUGUUGCAGAGGAGGCAAGAAGAAUUAACACUACUCAAAGAAGAGAAAAAAGCAAUAGGAACCUUCCUGAGCAUGUGUAGGAAGGUGCAGACAUCUGUGAAAGUGGAUACAGGUAAAGUGGAACAUCAACACUUGGAAGAUCUUCGCUCAAAAAGACUAAAUGAAGUUGUGACUGUGGAACGCAGACAGCCACAAACCUACUACAGCCUGAGUCCAGAGCUGAAGGAAUUUGUCCAUAAAAUGCACUCUUUUAAGGACAGUCUGAUCUUCCAGCAGUUCUGGGAAGAAGCAGCACAGAAGGCAGGAGAGGAGAGUGAAAGUUGGGGAGAGGAGUGUGGAAGUUCAGAAGAGGAGGAUGACAAUGUUCCUGCAUUGGACCUUGAUAGUGUUUUGAGCAGUCUGAUCUCCCCUUGUUUUGCAAGUUAUGAAAGGUUGUAUGAUGAUCUCAGAUCUGGAAGUCUCACACUUUCUGCAGUUGAUAAAAUUUUUCGGGAAUUCACAAAUAAUCCUGAAGAUCUCAAAAGUGAACUAAAUGCCAUGUGUAAGCUUAGACCUGGAGAAGCCAGAGACUGGGUUGAUUGUCGUUUUCAGCAGAUCCAGCAAUACCAUGAAAUGCAUGUCACUUUGGAUGCUGCCAAGGUGAUUGCCUGUGUAAAAGAGAUCUUAAACCUCUCUGGUGAUUUCAGCAUCCUGGAAAACUUGUUGGACAUAACAGAAAAGCUUGAAUCCUACAAGACACAAAGGCUGGACUCCAUCAGCCCUGAGCUUGUGAAUGCCAAGAGUCUGCUGCAGGGGAUCACUGUGAAACAUUGUGGGUGCCUGAGGGAGCUGGCCCAGCAGAGGGAGUUUGUCAGCUGGGUCAGAGAAGCUCUGAAAGAUAUAAAUGAACUGAAGGUGUUUGUAGACUUGGCCUCCAUCUCUGCUGGGGAGAAUGACAUUGAUGUGGACCGUGUGGCAUGUUUCCAUGACACUGUGCAUGGCUACUCUUCCCUGCUCUAUGAGCUUAGGCAGGACUCAGGGUUCAAGGACUUCAUGCACUGCUUGAAGAAGCUGUGGCGAGCUCUGGACAGUGAUGAGGAUCUUCCCAAGAAAUUGCGUGCUUCAGCUCAGCACUUAGGGUGGCUGAAAAUAGUGAAAGAGAGCCACGGGUCUGUGGAGCUCUCAUCACUGUCACUGGCAGCUGCCAUCAACAGCAGAGGAAUUUAUGUUCUCAGAGCACCAGAUGAUGGCCAAAAGAUUUCUUUGGACAAUGUCCUGCACUUCAUCCUCCCAGAGAGCUCUGGGGAUUGUGAAGCAUCACGGAAAUACUCUCUGGCAGAGCUCCGUGAGCUGCAGAACAAACUGAUGCUCAUGUCAGCGAAGGGAGAACAAGGCUUGGAAGUGGAGAAGUUCUCUGAGAUCUUUUCCUAUGUCCAAAGACUUGCACAGGCCUUUAUAGACCUUUAUUCAGCUGGGAACAUGCUCUUCCGCUCCUGGCUUGCUCAAGUGUAUUGUUCACCCAAAAGAGAAUCAUGUGUUCUCAUGGACUUUUUUUUGGGACUGAUCCCAGAGCUAGAAGGACAAGGAGAAGUGUCAGCUGUGCUCCUAGGCCUCUGCAAGAUGAUGGAGAGUUUCCUGGAGAGCUGGAAAAGUUUCAUGUAUGAAAAACGACUCCAGCAUUUCUACUUGAACUACUACACUGCUGAACAGCUGGUCUGCUUGUGCACAGAGCUGGGGCAGGGGGUGCCCAGCCAGGGUGCCCUGAUGAUGCUUUCAUUCCUAAAACACAACUGCACUGAGCAGGAUGUCCUCAGAGCCUCCAGCAGAGAGGUGCCUCCCAGCUCAAGGAGGGCUAUUCCUGACUUGCAUGUGAUGCUGGAUGGGGAGAAGGACCUGACUGCGUGUCUGAAGUGCAUCUGGGAGUCCUACAUGAGCAACAUGGGCUCCUUCCUUCCAAACUGCCUGGAUAUUGAUACUCUUGGUGCGUGGCUGAAGAAUCUGGCCAGCUGGGAGAGUGAGCAUGUCACACGAGACUUUCCACAGUAUCUCCUGAGUGGACAGCCCAACCUCAUCACAUGCCCUCGCUCUGAGGUGCUCACUUCUGCUCUGGCUAUUUACAUGAACAGCCCUGCCCAGCCCCUCCCAACUUUUGAUGAAGUUCUCCUGUGCACCCCUCAGACCACUGCUGAGCAAGUGGGGCUCUUCCUCAGGAGGUGCCUCAUUCCUGGCAGCAGAGGAGAGAAAAUUUACAGCAUGCUGUAUGCAGAUGAGCUGAGUUAUGAUGUCAGCUGCAGAGCAGAGGAGCUAUUCCAGCACCUGAAGCACUUCAACACCACCUAUCACCUCAUUGUUCUGUGCAACUGCGAGAGGGAACACAGCUACAUCCCUUCUGUCUUCAGCCAAUACAAAGUGCACGUGAUACCCCAGAUGCCUCUACCUGAAAUCCAGCAGUACCUUCAGCACCACUACAAGGUUGCCCAGCCUUCAAGCUCAGCUGCUUCUGUGUUCAAGGACAAUAUGUGUGUUGGAAUUGUGUCCUCCAAAAAAGCUGGUGUGGGGAAGUCUCUUUAUGUGAAGAGGCUACAUGAGAGACUGCAAGAAGAGCAGCCUGACUGUACAGAACUUCUGAAAACCAUCAGACUAAUUGAACCUAAGGUGGAUGAAGAUAAAGUGCUAAAAGAUCUUCUGCCUUUUCUGGAGGCAGAACACCAGACAAAGCCCAUGAUAUUCCAUUUUGAUAUCACCUCUUCAGUACAAAGUGGAAUUCCGGAGUUUCUGUUCAAGCUGCUGGUUUUGCAGUAUCUGGCAGAUAAUAAUGGAAAUAUGUGGCUACGGCAGAAGUGCCAUUUGUAUAUCAUUGAAAUCCUUGAGGUAUCACCAGUGCCAAAGAAAGCAGCAAGACACGUGUCAGCAAGCUGGAAGUUUAAUUUCUUUGAUGUGUUCCCUAAAGUAACCUGCAAAUCUCCCAAGGAAGUACUAGAAAUGGAGACACUUAGGAAUCUGUCUGAAGAUGUUUCAGAUCCAGGAAUGGACAAGGAGGAAUUUUGCAGUGAGGCUUUCCAGAGACCCUUCCAGUACCUGAGAAGGUUUGACCUGGGUCAGGAUCUGGACACGUUCCGCUACGAAGCGCACUCUGUGGAAGGGAGCCCGGCAGAAUGCCUGCAGCAUCUCCUCCUGCACUGUGGGGUCACAGAUCCCUCCUGGUCAGAACUUCGAAACUUCACAUCGUUUCUCAAUGUUCAGCUGAGAGACUCUGAAGCUUCUGUCUUUUGCAACCCUGACUUUACCCAGGACAUUUUGCAAGGUUUCAAAACUUUUGUCGUUAGCUUCAUGAUCUUAAUGGCAAGGGAUUUUGCAACACCCUCUCUGAACAUUUCUGAUCAAAGUUCAGGAAGGCAGGCCUUCAACCUGGAGAAUGUUGCAGAAGAAGAUCUUCUUCCUUUCCGCAUUCGGAAAAAGUGGGAGUCUGAGCCUCAUCCUUACUUGUUUUUCAAUGAAGAUCGAACGUCCAUGACAUUCAUUGGCUUCCACUUUCAGUACAAUGGCAGACAAGGUGUUGAUGCCAUCAAUCCUUUGAAUGGCAGCAUUAUCAAGAGAAAUAUCAUGACUUCACGGUUGUGCAAAGGCUUGUUACUCCAAAGAGUUCCCUUCAAUAUUCCAUUUGAUGAGUUGUCUCGUUACGAGAAGCUAGAGAAGCUUUGCAUGGUCUUGGGAACCCCCUGGAUAGACCCGGAUGAGACGUACGAACUCACGACAGACAACGUGCUGAAAAUCUUGGCUAUUGAGAUGCGAUUCAGAUGCAACAUCCCAGUUGUGAUCAUGGGAGAAACGGGCUGUGGGAAAACCAGACUUGUAAAGUUUCUGUGCAAGUUACGCAGAAGCUACCUAGAGGUAGAAAACAUGAAGCUUGUGAAAGUUCACGGGGGUACUACUGCAGAGAUGAUUUAUGCCAGGAUUGAAGAAGCAGAAGCCCUUGCUAAAAUCAAUAAAGAGCAGUAUGGGUUGGACACAGUCCUCUUUUUUGACGAAGCAAACACAACAGAGGCCGUGAGCAGCAUCAAGGAAGUUCUGUGUGACCACACAGUGCAGGGGAAGCCUUUGGUCCCUUGCUCUGGCUUGCAGAUCAUAGCAGCCUGCAACCCCUACCGUAAGCACACACCAAAGAUGAUCCAGCGCCUGGAAUUAGCUGGGCUGGGCUACCGUGUCAAAGCAGAGGAGACAAAGGAUAAGCUUGGAUCUAUCCCACUGAGACAGCUUGUGUACCGCGUCCACGCUCUCCCACCCAGCAUGAUCCCGUUAGUGUGGGACUUUGGGCAGCUGAACAACUUCACUGAAAAAAUGUACAUAAAGCAGAUCGUACAGAGAGUGUGUGAGCAGGUGCCGAUGGCGCAGCAUGAGGCCGGGGUGAUGACUGAUGUGCUGUUUGCUUCCCAGCAGUACAUGAGGCAGAGGGAUGAUGAGUGCACCUUUGUCAGCCUGAGGGAUGUGGAACGCUGCGUGGAGGUUUUCAAGUGGUUUCACAAGCACAGUGCACUACUCCUGAGAGAACUGGAGAAGUACCUGGCUGAGAACAAACCUUCAAAGAGCACCCCUGAGAGAAACAUCGUUAUCUGGGCUUUGGUGCUGGCAGUCGGGGUCUGCUAUCAUGCUUCCUUGGAACAGAAGGAGCCAUAUAGGAAUGCUAUCAGCAAGGUCCUUCCACAACCUUACAAUUCCCAGAAAAAGAUUUUGGAAGAUAUCUCCUUGAUGCAGGACUUGUUUCUCAAUGGUGUGCAUGUCCGAGAUACCAUAGCAAGAAACCUGGCCUUGAAGGAAAAUGUCUUCAUGAUGGUCAUCUGCAUUGAGUUGAAAAUCCCUCUUUUUCUUGUUGGGAAGCCUGGAAGCUCCAAAUCUCUUGCAAAAACCAUUGUGGCUGAUGCUAUGCAGGGCCAAGCAGCUCAGUCAGAUUUGUUCAAGGACCUGAAACAGAUCCAUCUCGUGUCUUUUCAGUGCAGCCCUCUCUCCACUCCAGAGGGAAUCAUAGGCACUUUCAAGCACUGUGCUCGAUUCCAGGAAGGGAAGAACUUAGAGGAGUAUGUCUCAGUGGUGGUUUUGGAUGAGAUUGGGCUGGCAGAAGACUCUCCCAAAAUGCCCUUGAAGACUUUACAUCCACUUCUGGAAGAUGGCUGCAUAGAUGAUGUCCCUGUUCCCCACAAGAAGGUUGGCUUUAUUGGGAUUUCUAACUGGGCUUUGGACCCUGCUAAAAUGAAUCGAGGCAUCUUUGUCUCACGUGGUGACCCCAGCAAAGAAGAGCUCAUUCAAAGUGCAAAGGGGAUUUGUUGCUCAGCACGAGGGGCUUUGCAGAAGGUUGAACAGUAUUUUUGUCACUUUGCAGAUGCAUAUGAGGAGAUUUGCAAGGCCCAAGACAGGGAGUUCUUUGGUCUGCGUGACUACUACAGCCUCAUAAAGAUGUUUUUUGCUUUAGCUAGAAGCUCCAAAGAUGGGCCAACAGCUCGGGACAUAGCUGAAGUUGUUCUGCGUAACUUUGGUGGCAAAGAUGAUGUCAAUGCCUUGGAAAUAUUCACCUCACGUUUACCAGAAAAAGGAGAAAUACACGCUCAUGAUAUCAGUAGAAUUGAUCUGGUACAAAAAAACAUUCAGAGCAGCAGUCAGGAUGGUGACUGCAGGUACCUGCUUGUGUUGACUGAGAAUUAUGCAGCCCUGCAGAUCCUCCAGCAAACUUUUUUUACUGCCCGACAUCAGCCAGAAAUUAUCUUUGGCUCCAGUUUCCCUAAGGACCAGGAGUAUACCCAGAUAUGUAGGAACAUCAACCGUGUGAAGGUCUGCAUGGAAACUGGCCAAACGGUUGUGCUCCUCAACUUGCAAAACCUUUAUGAAAGCCUCUACGAUGCCCUCAAUCAGUACUACGUGUACCUUGCUGGCCAGAAGUACGUGGAUUUGGGGCUGGGCACCCACCGGGUGAAGUGCCGAGUGCACCCCAAGUUCCGCCUGAUAGUCAUCGAGGAGAAAGAUGUGGUGUAUAAGCACUUUCCCAUCCCCCUGAUCAACAGGCUGGAAAAGCACUACCUGGAUAUCAGUACUGUCCUAGACAAGGGCCAAAGAGAAGCUGUGGCAGAGCUGCAGAAGUGGGUGCACGAGUUCACUGCGGCCAAUACAGAAGAUCACUUCAUGAGCAAGCAGAAAUACAGCCCUUCUGAUGUGUUUGUGGGCUACCACCCCACUACCUGUGCCUCUGUCAUCCUGCAGACAACAGAGAGGCUGAAGCCCAAGUGUCCUCCCAGCGAACUCAUGUCCUGUGUGAUGCAGGAAGCCCAGCUGGCUCUGCUCAACUGUGCCACCCCGGACUCCGUCAUCCGCUGCUGCCACUCGGUGGCCUCGUUCAGGGCAGGUUCCUUGGCCAACACCUACUUCCAGCAGCAGCACCACACAUCUUUCACAGACUUCCUCCGAGCUCAAGUCCAUGCUGGGGCUGACUGCCAAACAGUCUUUACUGAGGUCACCACCUUCUCGAGGCUCCUCACCAGCACUGACACUGCCUGCCUGGAGAGAGAAGUGCAGGGGAAAGCACAGAGACCUCAGCUCCUGUUCCUGCAGCAGUUUGACACUGAGUACUCCUUCCUGAAGGGCAUCCGAGAUUUCCUUGGUACCACAUCAGGAAAUAAAAUCCUUAUUAUUCAGACAGACUUUGAAGGUGGCUCUCAGAAGGCCCAGCUCAUCGCCUCAGCCAAAUACACUGUUGUUAAUGAGAUCAACAAGGUGGACCUGGGAGAAGCCUCUGUCUUUGUUUAUUUUAUUAUGAAGCUUUCCCGGGUGGAAGGAGGAACAUCCUAUGUGGGAUUCCAUGGAGGACUGUGGCAGUCAGUGCAUAUAGAUGAUCUCCGCAGAUCCAAAGACAUGAUCUCUGAUAUGACUGCCCUGCAGAACCUCACCAUCAGCCAGAUUCUCCGUGAGGAGUCAGGUAAAACCAAAGCUCUGCCUGUGAGUGGAGAAGAACAGGAGGAAAAUGAAGUGGAGGGUGAAACACCAGUGCCAGAAGCAGAUGACUAUGAGGGUGAAAUCCUGGACACUACUGUACUCCUGAGGACCUGUGUACAAAGUGCUGUGGGGAUGCUACGGGACCAAAAUGAAGAUUUUAGUCGAAGCAGAAAGCGAAUUAAGAUUCUCCUUGGUCUCCUGUCCAAAGAGGAUGACUUGAAAGCCUCUUUUCUGAAGAUCACAAAGACUCGUCUCUCCAACCUUUUGAAGAAGCAAGAAGAAAAUUCCCUUCAUCCAGAAAAUUGGGUGCUCCGGGAGGCUUCCAACCUCAGUGCUCUCCAGGAGGCAGGCACCUUCAGGCACACCCUGUGGAAGCGAGUCCAGAACGUGAUCACUCCAUUCCUGGCUCUGUUGAUUGCUGUCAUAGACAGAAAUGGCAAUCUGGAGCUGUUGGUCAGGCCAGCAGCUCCGUGGGUGACAAACCUGUGGAUGUUCAUCUUCAGUGAUACAAAACUUCUGACUGUCCCUUACGGUGUGGGUAAGAACAGCUCUCAGCCAGAGAUCAUUCUGGUGCAGAACAACAUGAUGGUGUCUGCUGAUGUUGGGAAUGAGAUGCCCUUCAGCUGGAGGAUAAAGGAAUACUUGGAUGAGCUGUGGUUGGAAGCUCAGUACAUCCAAAACAAUGAUGACCAAGAUGAGAAGUUUGUGGAUAUCUUCCAGAAAACUGCACUGGGAAAAUAUAUCACUGCUUUGGCUGAGGAAGAAAGGCAGAUGCUCUUCCAGUCCUAUAUCACAGACUUUAUUGUCUUGACCAUUGGUGUAUCCUCACCAGAGGAGCUGAAGUGUCUGCAAAUUGCAUUCUUAUCCUGCAUAGAAGAAUGGAAAGCAGCAUCUCCCAGAAGAGAGCAGAUGGUGCCCUCCUUGCCUUCAGUCCACCUCGGGUACAACCGGUUCAAGAGCCGCCUGCAGAACUUUUCAAGGAUCCUGGCUGUACACCCCCAUGUGGUUGACUACCUGACUAACCAGGAGGCAUAUGAAAUACCACAUGCAGAGAUGGCUCUUGAUGUCUUGGCUGCAAUGGCAUGUGCUGAAGAGCUGGAGAAUCAAGUGCAGACAGUUGAUCCAGAAAUAUGGCUGCAGAAAGUCAAGAAUCUUCGUAUGCCCAUUGAAUUUCUUUGUAAAGAGAGGGAUGUGCAGAGGCAUGGGUAUUGGUGCCAUCAGCUACUAACAGAACUUGAGGUCUGCUGGAACAGGGUUUUCUCCAUGUCUCUGUUUGUAGAACACGUGGUGCUUGGCAUCAACACAGUUAUGCCAGAAUUUGAGGGCUUAGUGAAAAAAUAUACUUUGCUUCUUGGCAGGUGUUUUCAGCAAAGUUCAGACAUGAAGACUCAUCCAACUUUUGUUGCAGUGAUGAAAGUACUGUGCCAAUGUAAGGACGAAGUCAGCAAGAGGCUCUACAGAUACAGCCUGGGGCCAUGUGCAGUCUGCCUAGGAGAGCCAAAGGAUCCCAUCUGCCUGCCUUGCUGCCACAUCUUCUGUCAGAAGUGCAUCAGAAAGUGGCUCGUGCCAGCACAGAUGCAUUGUCCCUACUGCAGAGCUGCCAUAGAAGAUGAUGAUUUAAGUGUCUCUGAGGAGCUCAGAGAGGCCAUAAGAAGAAAUGCCCUGUUCCGGCAGAGAUGCAAUAAUUUCUUCAUAGAUGUGGUCACUACCAUGUGCUUCAAGGACAAUGAACCCCCUGAAACAGAGGUGAUCAAAGAGCUCCUCAACCUGCUGUUUGUUAACAGUAUCGUCCUGAAGGGUUCAGAUCACUCUGCUAUCUGCACAAAAUAUCUGUCCCCAUUUAAUGAUGAAGUGGAUGAAACACCCAUCAUCCGCUCAGUAAUGCUGAAGCUCCUCUUGAAGUACAGCUUCCAUGAAGUGAAAAAGGAUGUGCAACACUACCUGUCCUUGGUAGAACAGAGUGACAUCCUAGAUAAAGAUGAUAAAAAAGAACUCUACUUGCUUUUUGUCAACUGCUUAGAGGAUUCGAUGUAUGAAAAGUCUGAGGGCAGCCUUGGAUAUGAGCACGUAAACAGAAGCUUUCCAGAGAACUAUCUCUCAAGCAGCAAGGGAGAAACUCCAGAAGAAGCCUCUGUUGAGUACCUGCAGGCAGUAGCCAAGGUUCACUUGUACCUGAGUAAGGCUGCAGAGCUGCUCCUUGAGGUCCAUGGGUCCACAGAGCAACACCAGGUAAAGGAGAAGCAAGAUUACCUGAGGAAUGUGCAGGUGUUCUGUGCCCUUGCCAGGAAUGACUGGCAUUGUGUCUACCUGAUCCGGAGAAUUGCUGGUCAGCGUGGGAUGGAAUUUGCUCAGAAGCUUGUCACAGAGACACGGUUUAAUUGGGUGUUCCCAGCAGAAAUUCUGCAACAGGCACAGGAGAGCCAAUCUCACCCCAUCGAUCGUUACCUGGCAUGUGGGCAGAGCUACAGAGCCCUGCGGGAUGCUGUGGGCAAAGCCAUGAUUGAGUGCAAGGCUGAGGGGCUUCUGGAGGCAGAGAAGGCAUCCAGCAGCUCCCCAGCUGUACAAUCUGUCCAUCUGCUUCUGGCUAUUUUCAGAGAGGUCACUGCCCUGUAUGGAUUUAGUGACUCAAACCUUCAUCCCAAGCAGCAGCAAACAGAUGCUAUGACUGAGUUCAUCAAGAAGUCCCAGCUCCUGAAUUCUCAAGACCUACAGCACUUUGCAGAUUCUCUUGUGAUGAAUACAGUGCCAUCUCUGAGAGUGGAACCUGAAAGCUUCAGCCACAGUGGGGCAGUCAUUGAGAUGGCUGUUCACACUGCAGCUGUCCUGCUGUGUGGGCAGAACCCCCUCCUGCAGCCCCUCAGGAAUCUGGCAUUCCACCCCCACACCAUGCAGCAUUCUUUUCUGCCCACAAUGCCAGAAGACAUAAUGGCUCAAGCCAGGACCUGGAACGGAAUGACUGGUCUGCACUGGUACAUUUGUUCAAAUGGCCACCCCUGCACUGUGGGAGAGUGUGGCCGCCCCAAGGAAAUUGGGCACUGCCCGGACUGUGGUGUGGCAGUGGGAGGGAAGGAGUAUCGCCCCGUGGCUGGCUUCCAGGCAUCCAGCAGGAUCAUUGAAGACAGAACUCAGACUGGCCACAUACUUGGAGAUGUCCAACACAGAAGAACAACAAGAGGUUCUGAACGGGCCAUGUCCCUGGCUGUCUUUAUCCUGAUGCGUUUGCUCACACAUUUGGCAAUGCUGCUGGGAGCCACAAAGAGUCCUCAGGCACUGAAAAAGAUUAUUAAGCCACCAGUGAACAACUUGAAGAGUUUCCUGCAGCAGCAUAUUCAGGAGGACUUGGAACAGCUGAAAAAAACUUUGGGGAAGAGUGUGGAUGAGACUAUCAGCAUUCUUCAUCUUGUGCUCAGCAGGUUUCUGAAGGACCAAGGCCUGUGGCCAGUGCAGUUUGAUGUACUCUCCACCAAGGAGAAGAGAAACAAAUGGGAAAAAAUUGUUGCAGACACAGUUAUUACUCCUGAACUGGAGGAGCUGGAUAAAAAACUUCUGAAGUUAAAUGGACAAAUAGAAGAGGAUGAGAGAAUUUCUUCCAAUGCAAUAGUUAAAAUAGUGUAUGGUGACCCAGGCACUUUGCUGUCCCAGCUGCCAAAGAACAGUCACAUACAUCACUCCAAGAUGUGGAGCUGCCGACAGAGGGUUUCAGUGGAGAACUUGGGCCAUGUGGUCCAGCAAAAGAAUGCCAAGGACACUGUUCCCCUCCUUUGGAAGUUUCUGCAGAAGGAAAAAGAACUGAGGCUGGUUAAGUUUUUACCAGAGAUUCUGGCUCUGCAGAGAGACUUGGUGAGCAGAUUUCAGAACACUUCUGAUGUCAAGCACUGUUCCAUCAGAGACUUUCUCAAAGAACCCUUCUCAGAUGUGAUGAGGGACCUGUUACAGAGGAGAGUGAAUGUGUUUCUGUCUGUUUGGAACAAGCUGAGAAGCUCACUGGACACCAAUGGGGAAAUUAAACUUCCUAAAGGGUACUGUGAAUCUGACCUGACCCUGGACAGCAACCUUGAGGUCCUUCUGCCACGUCGCCACGGGCAGGGCCUCUGCUCCACAGCCUUAGCCAGUUACCUCAUCAGUCUGCACAAUGACUUUAUCCACUCUGUGAAUAGAGACACUAAGGAAAAUGAUAGGUACUUGGUCAGUUUGUCAGAAGUGGCUGACAUGCACUUGAUCAGUUAUGAGGUCGAGAGAGACCUCAUUCCUCUGAUCUUAUCCAACUGCCAGUACAGCAUGGAGAAGGGAGGGAAGACAGUGCAGGACUUUGAUCUGGAGAAGAUCCAGCAGCAGGUCAUCAGCAAGUUCCUGCAGGGGAAGCCACUCAUCACCCUGACGGGGAUGCCUACCCUGGUGUACAGACAGGAUCGGAACUAUGAGCAGCUGUUUAAUAAUGUCAGGAGUAAGCUGGAUCAGAGUGCUCUCCCCAAUUCUGUGAUGAAGAUGAUUAGUGGAGAACUACAGUCUUACAGUGAUGUCUGUGAUGCUCUGUCUGUCACUGAAAUUACCUUGGGAUUCCUGGCCAUGGCUGGAGAGAAUCCUGAAAUGCCUCUGACUGACUACAUCGAAAAAGUCCUCCAGAUGGGUGACCAGACAAACCCUCAUGUACUGCAGGCCCUCAGAAGAUGCCACCUAAAGCACAACAUUGCCCUGUGGCAACUUCUUUCUACCCUCAAAUCUGAGCAGCUGCUGCACCUCAAACAGGAUCCUUUUGCAGACAUCAGUACGGCCUACAAAGCUGAGCUCAGUCCAGUGAAUGCCAAGCUCCUCAAUACCUUCCUUGUUCACGCGAGGCUGGAAACCUUCCUGCAGGAGCUCCAUGAAAUGAUCACCUUGAAGCUGAGACGUGUCCAAGCUGUGGAUGAGUUCAAACCAACCUGGAGCCUGAAGGAGUCGUUCAUUCCUUAUCUUGAUGCAAAAGGCUCCGAGUUGGCUGCAGAGGUGGAGGAGAUGUUCCCAGAUGAGAUUCUGCUCUCUCAGGCUCUCUCCACCUGGAAAGCAGCCGCUGGCUUCAAGAGGGAGCACAGGGAGCACUGAGGCUGCUCCUGCCCCAGGGGACCUCACUGCCAGUGCCACAGGGGAUGGGGACAUUCUGGAACCUCGGGGGGGUUGGGGUGUCUUGGGGUGUGCUGUUUAUUUGGGGUGGGUUUUUUAUUUUUACUAAUUGUGGUGCAAAGGGGAGCUGCUUUCAUACUCGGGAGGAUACACGAUGCCCAGAGACUGCUGCAGACUUCACGCGAAGAACAAAACCCCAAAGCCACCUCCUAAUCAUGGGGUUUUUUCGUAAAAAAAAAUAAGAGUAAUAAAAAAAUUAUUCCC
This is a messenger RNA of Calypte anna (Anna's hummingbird), 16046 nucleotides long. It is a transcript of the gene RNF213, whose product is annotated as ring finger protein 213. Lineage: Eukaryota; Metazoa; Chordata; Aves; Apodiformes; Trochilidae. Gene Ontology annotation, molecular function: ATP hydrolysis activity; ubiquitin-protein transferase activity; ATP binding. The record is from RefSeq and is a predicted model, not a curated record. Gene Ontology annotation, biological process: negative regulation of non-canonical Wnt signaling pathway; sprouting angiogenesis; ubiquitin-dependent protein catabolic process. Gene Ontology annotation, cellular component: membrane; nucleolus; cytosol.